This is a messenger RNA of Hirsutella rhossiliensis, 861 nucleotides long. Its product is annotated as ent-kaur-16-ene synthase. Bases 1 to 861 code for a protein of 286 amino acids. The record is from RefSeq and is a predicted model, not a curated record. NCBI's taxonomy places the organism in Eukaryota, Fungi, Ascomycota, Sordariomycetes, Hypocreales, Ophiocordycipitaceae. Gene Ontology annotation, molecular function: terpene synthase activity; magnesium ion binding. The transcript has 5 exons. Gene Ontology annotation, biological process: diterpenoid biosynthetic process.
AUGGCGAUGAACAACGAAAAAAUGUCCCGUUUCAAACCAGAGUCCUUGUACGAGCAGAAGCCAUCGUCUGCGAUUCACUCGCUCGAGGCCUUUGUCGGCAAGAUCGACUUUGACCAGGUUUCCCAUCACCUCUGGCAAGGUUCCAUGAUGGCUUCGCCCUCGUCUACUGCCGCCUAUUUAAUUCACGCAUCACACUGGGACGAAGAAGCCGAAGUGUACCUACGCCACGUUAUCAAGGCCGGUGCUGGGCAUGGCAGCGGCGGAAUCCCCGGAACAUUUCCGAUAACGCACUUUGAGUACAGUUGGGUUCUGGCGACACUACUUCGGAGCGGCUUUUCCAAGUUGGAUCUAGAAUGUGCGGAACUACAAUGCAUGGCAAAUACCCUCCGCAAGGCCUUUGAAGAAGAAGAUGGCAUCAUUGGGUUUGCAAUAGCCCCGUGCGCCCCGGACGUGGAUGAUACAGCCAAAGGCCUUUUGGCUCUAAGCCUGCUGGAUCACCAAGUUAGCCCGGAUCGGAUGAUUGAGGUCUACGAAGGGCAGCAUCAUUUUAUUACAUUCGGCUCAGAACGGGAUCCGAGUCUCACUUCCAACUGUCACGUUCUCGUCGCCCUUCUCCACCAGCCAGAUGUUUCUUGUUUCCAUUCGCAAAUCUUAAAGACGACCAAAUACAUCUGUGGACACUGGUGGUCCAGUGAUUGCCAUGUGAAGGACAAAUGGCACCUGAGCCACCUGUAUCCGACCAUGCUCUUAGCAGAAGCCUUUACACUGUUCCUUGAACUCCUAGACGGUGGUGCCCUUUCUGAUAUUAAGAGGACGGCUCUUGGGGCGGGCUCCCAGAGCAAACCUGUUAUGCCAUCCUGA